AUGGACGAUGUCGAGUCGGCGACGGUCAAGCUCGCGGAGCUGCUGCGACACCCGGAGGACCUCGACAAGAUACCCGGACUCAAGGCCGAAUUCACGCGCAAGAAGGCGGCCGUCGACGGCCAGCUCCGCCAUGGUCUCAAGGAGCAGCUCGAGUUGACCCAAUCGGGCAUGAGCAGCAUCACCGAGGGCCAGCGCACCGUCAACCUGAUCAAGGAGGAGAUGAUGAAGAUAGACAAGCUAUGCGCCGAGGCCCAGAAUAUGAUUCAGGACUUCCCGCACAUCAACUUGGUAGCCCAAACACACAAGAACUUUGAAUCCGUCGAGAAGAUGCGCAACGACAUCGAGGCUUUCGAAGACCGCCUGGAGAACCUCGAGAUGCUGCUGGCACAGGACGACCAAGACCCCGCCAACCAGCCUAAUUUGUUGCAAGUCCACUACGGCCUGACGCAGCUACGAGACAUCCGCGACGAGGCCAUGGGCCAGAUCAAGAACAGCGAUACCUCCACCGAGCUCAUCGACAAUCUCACACUAGAGAGCGGCGUUACCGUCCAAGACCUCUUCGCACGCUUGGAUGACGUCGUAGAGUGGUUUGACAGACACGUUGGGGAGGCAUGCAUAAAUCUCAUACAGCUAGUGCAGACCGACAAUGUAGGCAUGGUGGUUCGUUUGGCCGUCGUAGUCGAGGAAGAAGAGAAGACGGACAAGAAGAUCAAGGCCCUGCAGGAUGCGCAGAGGGAGUUCGGUGAUCUUGCGUCUCGCUUCAAGUCUAUUACCCAAGGACCCAAGGAGCUUCGCGGCUACAAGGAAAAGUUCAUUACUUCCAUCGAAUACGUUUGCAAGGCGGAAAUGGAUGCGGCAAGAGAAGAAUUCAUGCAAGACCCGGACAAGAUCGAAAAGUCCUUCAAAUGGUACUUCAACAACCUCAACACAGUCAAGUUGGGCAUGGUCGAUCUCAUGCCCAAAAAGUGGAACAUCUUCGACACAUAUACCAACAUCUACCACAAGCAGAUGCACGACUUUCUUAUGGAGUUUGCCGACGAUGAAGCUCUUGGACCGCAAUACCUGCUAGCUGUCAUCAACUGGGUGGACAAGUACUACGUGAAGAUGCAGAAGCUUGGGUACUCGGAAGAGCAAUUGCAGCCACAUGUCAUCGACAACCGCAGUCCCGAGCUGAUACGUACCUACCGCUCCGUCAUCAUUCAAGCCGUUGACCAAUAUAUGGAACGCAUUAACAAUCAGGAUAGACAAAGGUUCCUUCAGCAAGACAAAACAGCAUACGAGACCAACUUUGACGGCAUCACCCAAACUAGGUCACUGGGAGAUAUGUGGACACUCUUCAGUCAGAACAUUGGUGUCGCCGCCAGUAGUCAGCGUCCUGACGUUGCUGACGGCGUCGUUGACGCCAUGUUCCGUGCCUUGUUGUCUCGCCAGCGUAUAUGGACUCAGCUCAUUGAUGAUGAAAAGACUAAAUAUCUCGGACCAAAUUUCGUGCAAGACGAGGAUGAGACCUAUGUUUUGCAAGAAUGGCUUAUCGCGCUCGCAAAUGACCAAAUCAUUUGCAUUGACGACGACAUCGAUGGUAGUGGUGGGGCCUCGUUUUUGACCGUCUUUGAACGCGAAGUCACGCCCAUCGUCUCGCAAGACUAUAUGAUCGACAAGCUGGCCAGGAACGUGGAUGAAGCGAAGAACGGUUACAUCGAUAUUUCAUCUCACUGCAUACAAGUUUUUAGCGAGCUCAUUUUUAUUGUCGAUCUAAAGCCUGUGCUUGGCAAGUUCUUUACACCGGAGUGGUACUCGAGGACCGAUAUGGCUUCCAUCAUCACAACUUUCAAAGACUAUGUGGAGGAGUUUAUCCCCCGCAUUCACCGCUCGCUGCGGGAUCUUAUCAUCGACUCUCUCGCCGAUGAGCUGCUUGUUCAGUAUCUUGGGGCCGUGCGCAACAAGGGUGCCAAGUUCAAGAGAACGGACCAGUUUGCAGCAAAGAUGAAGGACGAUCUUCUCACAGCCUUCGAAUGGUUCAGGACAUUCGGCGAGCAAGGUGCCGACAUCAUGCAGCGAUGGCGCGCUGUGCAGGAGUUCCUCAAGCUGCUUGAAUGCGACAAGUCGCAAGUGCAGUUUGCGUACGUUGAAUUCAAGACUGCUUAUCGCGAUGUUACUAUUACAUGGGUGGAAGCUGUAUUGAAGACGAGGGACGACUUUGACCGGAGCAUGUUGAACGCGGUUAAAGCAAAGGCUGCAGAACCUAUUGGGGAAGAGUCGCCUCCUGAUCCGAUUAUGGGCAGGGUGAAGUAG
Molecule: messenger RNA, 2292 nt
Organism: Alternaria burnsii
Lineage: Eukaryota; Fungi; Ascomycota; Dothideomycetes; Pleosporales; Pleosporaceae
Product: exocyst complex component sec6
Exons: 1
Coding region: 1-2292 (763 amino acids)
Biological process (GO): exocyst localization; exocytosis
Cellular component (GO): exocyst
Molecular function (GO): SNARE binding
Source: RefSeq, a predicted model, not a curated record